Molecule: messenger RNA, 1425 nt
Organism: Talaromyces atroroseus
Lineage: Eukaryota; Fungi; Ascomycota; Eurotiomycetes; Eurotiales; Trichocomaceae
Exons: 6
Coding region: 1-1425 (474 amino acids)
Biological process (GO): secondary metabolite biosynthetic process
Molecular function (GO): monooxygenase activity; FAD binding
Source: RefSeq, a predicted model, not a curated record
AUGAAGGCCGACCUGGAAUCCAAUUCUGCGACGAGGACGCAUCUGCCACCGCAGCAAGCGAAGGCCUCAUCUUCCCCCGCCAGGCUACCUGAAAGAUCACCACCAACGGGUAUCUCGGUUUUGAUAGUGGGCGGAGGAGUCGCGGGUUUACUAACCGGCCUCGAGUGCUGGCGUGAUGUCCUUACGAUAGGGACCAGCGCAGUACGGGCUUUGCAGCGUUGGCCAGAUAUGGCGGAUGAAAACGAACGCAUUUCGUACGAGAUGUGGGUUUCCUGGCAUAAGAUCAAUGGAGACUUGAUUUCUGGCCCGGGACCGUUCCGUCCGAAUCCUGCCCCAAAAAUUGACGGCGCUGAAGACCAUGACAGCGAGCAGACCGCAAGAAUUUAUAGGCAUAGUCGUCCGAACUUGCACAAGAUGCUGGCGGAUCAGGUGGAGCGCGCUGGACUCACAGUGGAAUAUGGUAAACACGUUUUGAAAUACUGUGAAGAUUCACAUGCUUCUAAGGCGACUGUGAUUCUGGAAAACAACGACAAGGUCGAAGCAGACGUUGUGGUCGCCGCGGAUGGGAUUGGAACGCGAGCCCGCCCGACGGGGUUUUCAAUAUAUCGCGCGUUGUUGCCUAUCGAUCAGGCUCUUGUGGAUCCUGUGAUUGAGGAGAAAUUCCCCUUGUUGGAGAACGGGAUGCCUUGCACGCAAUUAUGGAUGGGAGAGGACGUAUAUGCCCUGUUUGGUAGGACGAAGGAUGAUAUGAUUUGGUACCUCACAUACCCAAACCGUGGAAGCAGCAUCGAGUCCUGGUCAAAUUGGGUGGAGCCCGAAGUCGUUCUCCAGACUACCGCCACAAUCAAUGGUUGGCCCGAUUUUGCAAAUCGAUUGAUCAAGAUGACCUCCAAGGACCAGAUCCACGAUUUCAAACUCAUGUGGCGGGAGCCUCAACCGUGCUGGGUUUCCCCGGCCGGGCGAGUGGUUCAAGUAGGUGAUGCGGCACAUAGUUUCCUUCCAUCCUCUGGGAACGGUGCUACGCAAGGAAUGGAAGAUGCCGUCUCGCUGGCGGCUUGCUUGCGCAUUGCUGGGAAAGAGAAUGUCCCUUGGGCAACCCGUGUUCACAAUAAGCUUAGGUUUGAACGGGUCUCCUGUCUGCAACUGCUAGGCAUCCUCAAUCAUGAGAUGCGCAAUCGCUCUGCCAACGCCAGCGCAUCCCAGACAAAGCCAAUUGGAAUACUUGGUAGCUGGAUCUGGAAACACGAUCCAGAGCAGUAUGCCAUUGAAAACUACGAGAAGGCGCUCGCAAACCUGACUAGCGGGGUUGAAUUCGUGAACACAAAUAUCCCUCCUGGUCAUGUAUGUCGGCCAUGGACGAUUGACGAAGUCCUCAAGGCCAAGGAAACAGGCAAGGAGGUUGUCCUCGAUGGAGACUGGGAUUGA